GCUCAAGGAAUUGCGAAAAGCAAUAAAUUAUCUUGUCCUUAUGCUGCCAUCUGAAUUAAAAUGGCGUGACCAGCUUGAUAGUAAAUAUUUGAACUCUAAUUACCCUACAUUCAACCUUAUUUAUCCAACAAUGAAGCUUUUUAUCAAAAAGUUUGCACCUUCUAAUAGUCAAGCUGAAGAUGACUAUACCAAUUUAUUGUUUGAACCUAGAAAGCAAAUAAGUGAUCAAAGUCAAUUUAUUGCUGAUAAUAAAAAUUCUUCUGAAUCAGAUAUAGAGUAUAAGUAUAAAGCACCAAAACCACCUGUUACUAGUGUAGAAUUGCAUAAUCUGGUCAAAGCUGUGAGCUACUUUUCUCUCCAGGAGUAUUGGGAAGUUCCUGACGAGAUUGGACUUAUUGUAUCAUUUUUAGAUCUACAAAUAAAAAAUUUGAAGUUUAUUGAUGAUGAGAAAAUAAAGAUAACCACAAUCAAUAUAGUACAAAGGCUUUAUUUAGAGAAAGAAUAUUGCCAACCUUUGAUCAAAAAAAUUUCAAAAGAUGAUAGUUUUGUUGAGUCUUCUAGUAUUUCAGCUUCUAAACCCAUAAUAACUAAUGAUUUAAUGGCAGAUUUAUAUAGUAAUGAAGAAUCAGGUAGUGUAAAUAAAGAGAGUGAGAUUGAUUGUUAUAUUCAAAAGCCUAUUCAAAGAAGAAAGUACGACCUUUUAACAUGGUGGUGA
This is a messenger RNA of Dentiscutata heterogama, 715 nucleotides long. The record is from the annotation of a GenBank genome assembly. Lineage: Eukaryota; Fungi; Glomeromycota; Glomeromycetes; Diversisporales; Gigasporaceae.